AUGAGUAUUGAAAUAACCAAAAAAAAAGAAAAACAUUUAAUUAAAUUAGAUAUUGACGGAACUAGUACUAAUCCAGAUUUUUCCACUUUAAAUCAAAAAUUAAAAAUGGUUUUACAAAAGUUAAAGGCUCAAGGACAUAAAAUUUGCUUUACUACUGGACGAAAUUAUCUAUCGGCUUUAUCCUUUUAUAGAGAAGUUGGUUUAGAUACUUUUUUGGUUACUUAUAAUGGUGCUUUUAUUAAUAACCCUUCGGAUCAAAAUAAUAAGGAGGUAGUAGUUUUCCAUCCCAUUAAAAACGAAAUAGUGAAAGAUAUUUUAAAUGAACCGAUGAUUAAAAGAAAUCUUUGCAAUGUUCUAAUAGAUCAUGUCAAUGGAUUAAAAAAAAAUAGUGAAAUCGAUCUAAAAACUAUUAGCACUAGUGAUGAUAUCUAUUAUCGAGAGAUAUUUUUUAAUAAUAAUCCUUUCGCUAAAGGAGAAAAUAUUUUGCAACUGUUAGGAGAGAAAGAUGCCUUGCAAGUAGUUUUAGAAUUUCCGAAAGAUGAGAAAUUGUUUAAUGAAAUUUUAUUAACUUUACGGAGAAAAUACAGCGAUGCGAUUACUUUUUAUUUUGGCAGCAAGUUAAAAGCUAAAAAUCCCGGAGACAAAAUUUUGAUUCCGGAUCCAGAAAGGAAAAUAAUCAAAAUCCGUAAUAAAUUAGCCAGUAAGGGCAUGGAAUUAGUGCACAGUGUUGGUAAAGGGGUAGUCACCGCUGAUAGUGAUAGUUAUUUAAAAACUUAUGCUUAUGGCAUAACUGAUCAUGGAAUUUUUAAUAGUGAUGGGGAAAGGAAUAACAUUACAAAAUUAAAAAUUAGAAGAAAAAAUCUCGAAGGUCAUCUUGAUUUGCAAGAUUUUGUAAACUUAGAGUUUUUAGACUGUUCACAAAAUCAGCUUACUAGUUUAGACUUGAGCAAAAACGUAAAAUUGGAAGUAAUUAAUAUUUAUGACAAUCGAAUUAGUUGUACUGAAUAUGCCAAACUUGGUAUUUUCUCACACUUGGUUAAUUUGCAAAAGUUAGAUUUAGGUUUCAAUACUGACAAACAAUUACAAGAAUUGAGAGAAAGAAAUUCAUUAGAAUGA
Messenger RNA from Funneliformis geosporum, 1116 nucleotides. Lineage: Eukaryota; Fungi; Glomeromycota; Glomeromycetes; Glomerales; Glomeraceae. The record is from the annotation of a GenBank genome assembly.